Messenger RNA from Diaporthe batatas, 5431 nucleotides. RefSeq lists its product as uncharacterized. The record is from RefSeq and is a predicted model, not a curated record. The transcript is spliced from 3 exons. Bases 517 to 5028 code for a protein of 1503 amino acids. Lineage: Eukaryota; Fungi; Ascomycota; Sordariomycetes; Diaporthales; Diaporthaceae. Gene Ontology annotation, molecular function: lipid binding.
GCUGUCCAAUGCGCUCUGCUUUGCCUGGCCUGCCACACAAAGCAGGCUUCCAGGCGCGCGUGUGGUUCCAGCUUGUGAGCUGAGCCUCUUGUGAUCCCGAGCCGAAACAAGUCCAUUGUAAAAGGGACGGUACGGAGUAGUCCAAGCAAGGCAUUGGCAGCAGGCCCGGGGAGCUUACCACACCAACCUCCAACAUUGCCUAGGCUGGCCCGGACCAUCCAAGCUGCCUCAGCACUUUUCUUAUUUGUCCCUCCUUUUUGCUUCUCGCCGGCUAUCCUGCCCUCGCUCCUCCUGCCUCCCGUGUCAUCUCAUUACCUCAUCUGCCCUCCUCUCGUCACAAUCUCCCCAGGGCAGGGACACUGCUUGCUCAGGACAGACAAGCCUCGUCUUUUCCGGCAGACACCUCCGUCCACAACAGAACACCCCACCCCCAAGCUUCACCUGCAUCAGCCUUGCCCGCAUCAAUUGAGACCCCCUUUGCGCUGCGGCCUUCCGUAGCCGUGUUGUCUGCUCAACAUGGCGACCGAGAAAGCAGAGGCCGAGCUCAAACAGCAGGGCGCCAUCGAGGCGGCCCGCAACCCUGAGAGCUCGGUGUCAGCCGACGAUGCACAGAAGAAGAUGCUCGAGGAGAGCAAGGCUGCCGGUGUGGCUGCCUUCACCUUUGACCCGGAUGCCACUCCCGAGCAGAAGAGGGCCCAGGCUAGAGAAGCUAUCCCAGAGGGCUUCCAUUCCAAGCGGCAGAAAGGCGCAGCGCUCGUGACCGACAAGGACGAUGGUACCGCGCCGCAAUAUGAUCUCCCAGAAGCCUCCAAGGCCGGCGUUGUUGAAAAGACGAAAGACGCCGACGGAAAAUCGAUACCGGAGGAGGACGGCGACGAUGGAGGCGCAAAGAUGGGCCCAAUGACCGGCUGGGCACCCCAGUUCGGCUGGCCUGUCGAGUCUAUCCAGGAGGGUGAGAGUCUGCUAGACCACCAGACCUGGAUGGAGGGUAAGGUCCCAGACAAGUUCUACGGUGACUGGUACUACAACGCCGCCGUCAUUGCCUUUGCCUGCAUCUCGUCGUGGUUUGUAGCUGUCCUUGGAGGCGGUCUCGGCUGGGUCUUCAUCAUCAUGGCUGUCUGCGCAACCUACUACCGGACCUCCCUCCGUCGGGUCCGCCGUAACUUCCGGGACGACCUGAACCGCGAGCUCUCGCUCAAGCGACUCGAGACCGAUACAGAAUCCCUCGAAUGGAUCAACUCGUUCCUGGUCAAGUUCUGGCCCAUUUACCAGCCGGUGCUGGCGCAGACAAUCAUCAAUUCAGUAGAUCAGGUAUUGAGUGGUGCGACGCCCGGCUUCCUUGAUAGUCUGAAGCUCAAGACCUUCACGCUCGGUUCCAAACCACCGCGCAUGGAACAUGUCAAGACCUACCCAAAGGCCGACGACGACGUGGUCAUGAUGGAUUGGAAAUUUAGCUUCACCCCCAACGAUACUGCCGACAUGACGGCCCGGCAGCUCAAGAACAAGAUCAAUCCCAAGGUGGUUCUAGAAAUCCGGGUCGGCAAGGCCAUGAUCAGCAAGGGCCUCGAUGUGAUCGUUGAAGACAUGGCCUUCUCAGGCAUCAUGCGCCUGAAAAUGAAGCUGCAGCUUCCGUUCCCGCACAUUGAGAAAAUCGAGAUGUGCUUCCUCGACCGUCCGACCAUUGACUACGUCUGCAAGCCCCUCGGUGGCGAGACCCUCGGCUUCGACAUCAACUUCAUUCCCGGGCUGGAGAGUUUCAUACUUGAACAGAUCCACGGCACACUGGCACCAAUGAUGUACGCACCAAACGUUUUCCCUCUCGAGAUUGCCAAGAUGCUUGCUGGGUCCCCCGUGGACCAGGCUAUUGGUGUCGUCGCAGUAACUCUACACGGGGCCCAGGGCUUGAAGAAUCCCGACAACUUCUCCGGCAACCCCGACGGCUAUGCUGUCGUCACCGUCAACAAGAGGCAGCCAUUGGCGCAGACCAAGGUUGUCAAGGACACGCCCAACCCACGAUGGAACGAGACCCACUACAUCAUUAUCACCUCUUUCCACGACUCCCUAGACAUCGAAAUCUACGAUUGGAACGAGUUCCGCAAAGACAAGGAUCUCGGAACUGCGUCUUUCGCUCUUGAGAACCUCGAAGACGAUUACGAUCACGAGAACCAGCGCCUGGAGGUCAAGUCUGGUGGAAAAGACCGCGGUGUGCUCAUGUGUGAUAUCCGCUUCUUCCCCGUCUUGGAGCCUGCCAAGGACGAAGACGGCACGGAAGAGCCGCCGCCAGAGAUGAACACAGGUAUCCUGCGUUUCAACGUCGAGCAAGCCAAGGAGCUGGAUCACUCAAAGAGUAUCGUCGGCCAGCUCAACCCAUACGCUCACCUUCUCCUCAAUGGCAAAGAGGUUCACACUACCAAGAAGCUGAAAAGGACCAACAACCCGAUCUGGGACAAUGGCUCCAAAGAGAUUCUCAUCACAGAUCGCAAGAAUGCCAAGCUCGGCGUGGCUAUCAAGGACGACCGUGACUUGGCUGGAGACCAGGUUCUGGGAACGUACCAAAUCAAGCUGGACGAUAUGCUCGAGCUGAUGGCGAAGGGGCAAGACUGGUACAAUCUCGCCAACACACACACCGGCCGAGUCAAGAUGCAGGCUCAAUGGAAGCCUGUGGCGUUGUCGGGAGUGGUGGCUGGGACCGGAGGUUACCAAACACCAAUUGGCGUCAUGCGCUUUCAUUUCAAGAGCGCCAAAAAUCUCCGCAAUCUCGAGGCGAUGGGCAAGUCUGAUCCGUACGUGCGUGUUCUACUCUCUGGCAUUGAGCGGGGACGCACGGUGCAUCACCGCAACACUUUGAACCCGGACUGGGAUGAAGUCCUCUACAUCCCUGUGCAUUCUGCGCGCGAGAAGCUGGUGGUCGAGGUAAUGGAUUUCGAGAAGAUGGGCAAGCACAGAAGCCUUGGCAUGGUCGAGGUCCCUGCAAGCGAGUACAUAUCACAGGACGAAACUGGCGAAUACCUGGUCCAUGACAAGAAGGCGCUUCGUGAAGACGGUCUUAAGAUGCACGGCAAGGGUGUACCAAAGGGAAUCAUUGAGUACACCGUCGCCUUCUACCCUACGCUGAAUGUUGCCGACCCUGAAGACGAAGAGGAGGAGGAGAAAGACGGCACACCUGCCGCAUCUCAGAACGGGGAUGCAAAGCAGUCACUCGAUGUCCCACGUUCUGGAGAUGCCGGCAAAUUCUCCUCUUCGCUUGGAGCGCCUGUUGACGGAGACAAGGGCAAGGAUGCAACACCCCCAAAGUCGCCUGCCACUCCUAUCUCUCCUGGCUUUCCCCGAAAGUCGAGGGAGGACAGGCAGCCACCGAAGGUCCACCUCACCCCUCAAGAGCUUGUCAAGUACGACUCUGGUCUCAUUAUAUUCAAACUCAUGGAGGCAGAACUACCUGAAAGCCAUGCGCAUAUCGAGGUAUAUGUGGAUGACAUGGCUUUUCCCUCCUACGUUUCGUCAACUGCCAAACACAAGUCGAACCAGUUUGACGAAAUUGGCGAUUGCUUCAUUCGUGAAUUGGAAUUUUCCAAGUUGACCAUCAAAGUCCGCGAGAAAGGUGGCAAGCGCGGCGACGACGACAAAGAUAGCACGCUGGCCCGUCUGACGGGCAACACUCUGGACACAUUGAAGCAGUGCUUGAACAACCCUACCACGCUGAUCAUGAAGGAUGAGGACGGAAAGCCAAGCUCCGUGAAAGUCAGCCUCAAAUAUGUCCCAGUGAAGAUGCAGCUUGACCCCAGUGAGAGCAUCAACAACAUGGGCAACCUUCGGGUCGACGUACUGGAUGCUUUCGACCUGCCCUCGGCCGACUCCAACGGAAAGAGUGACCCUUACUGCAAGUUUGAGUUGAACGGCCGAGAGGUAUUCAAGACGAAGGUGCAGAAGAAGACGCUGCACCCGGCAUGGAACGAGUUCUUUGAGGUUCCGGUUCCCUCUCGUACUGCCGCAGACUUCAGCGUCAAGGUCAUGGACUGGGACUUUGCAGACAAGCCUGACUUCCUCGGCGGCGCAGCUAUCAACUUGGAGUCGCUGGACCCGUUCAAGGCCCAGGAGGUCAAACUCAUUCUGGACGGCAAGUCCGGUACCCUAAGGCUGCGCCUGCUUUUCCGUCCGGACUACGUGACGAGAACUCGACAAGGCUCGUCCACAUUCUCUGGAACGUUUGCCGCACCCGGCAGGAUAGUUACUGGAGUUGCCGGCGCACCUAUCAAGGGCGCCACAGGCAUUGUCCACGGCAUUGGCAAAGGUGCCUCUUUCAUGAAGCGCGGUUUGACAAGCUGGAAAAAGGACGAUGAUUCUAUCCCAGAGUCACCGGCCGGCCUUCAAGAAUCGCCCGUUGUCAUCAACGGUGCUGAUUCGACACCGGGUGGUCUCAAGCGGUCAACUGGUCUUGGAUUGUCCGAUGCUGAUGUUUCACCGGAUGCCUCGCCAACACCAGCUCUUGGCGCCAGCAAUGGAAACCACGCCCGCACUAAGAGCUUCGGCGCAGCUUCGGCACACAGCGGGAUAGUACCCGGGUCAGGAGCUGGCACGGCGACGUUCACUGUUGUCUCUGCCUCCGGUUUCCCGCCGUCCACGGACUUGUUCAUUGUGGUCCAACAGACAAUGCCAAAGAGCAAGACCAUCGGCAAAACCAAGCAUCACAAGGCCUCAGACGGGAUAUUUACUUUCGGAGAGACUUUCAAGUGCGUCUGCGCCCCCGAUGCAGCCUUCUCCAUCCAGGCCAAGGAGAACCACACCCUUAGGAGCGACGAGGACCUUGGCGAACAGUUUUUCCCUCUUGACGAGUCACCCUCUGUCAGCGAGAAGACGAUCAACGUUGGAGAAGGUAGUGUUGUUGUGAGGAGCACAUUCGUGUCCUCCGAGGCCAACGGCGGCGGCAGCCUAACGACAGGCAGCCCUAGAUCGGCCUUCUCCCGACGGAGCUUCCUGGGCAAGAGGGAGGGCUCCAGCGCCCGCAGCCGCGAGCCUACUCCGAACCCUUAGAGAGGGCGGGUAGGCAUGUUCUCUCGCGAGUCGCUGAGGCCGUCACUCGAUGCACGUAGCUUGGAGUAAGAGAAGAGCGAGUUUUGUUCCACUCUUUUUGAGACUGAGGGUAGUUGAGCGCGUCGCAACUCGUUCACCGCGGAUACCUAUUUCCCUACAUUUUUCUUCUGCUGUUUUGGUUGGGUUGGACAGAGGGGGGAUGUGGGCGGGUCAAAAAGGAUUGGAAUAAUUAUUUUUCUUUAUUGGAUUCCCUGCCUUGAUGCUGUGUGUGAAGACUGUGGUCCGGGUUAUGUACACCGGGCCUUGGAGGAGACAUUUGGUCCUGUUUCCCAGACAACCCCUCUAAGUCUGUGGUAGCUAGCUCCCUGGUAAAAACACCAUUAAUAUGACGAUUAUGAGUAUC